AUGGCCGCAGAAGAUCCAGCACUCUCAAAGCCCCAGGCGGAAGCCAGUCGCAAAUCCCUCCUCUCUGCAUCUGCAGAGGGUGCGAAGUUCUUGAUACUUUUACAGCUCUCCUCUCGCCUUUUGACCUUCGUCGUCAACCAGGUUCUGCUCCGUUUCCUUUCUCCAGAGCUUCUAGGGAUCAGUGUGCAGCUCGAGCUACUCAUGAUCAGUGUUUUAUACUUUUCUCGAGAGUCUUUACGAACUGCGUUGCAACGACAUGGAGCUGAGACUACGUCAGAGAAGAAGAGCGGGAAGGAUACAAAGGUUGGUGGCUUACUAGAAGAGGGAUCACCGGCUGCGCAAUCACAGACGCUGGUCAACCUUUCUUUGCUUACCAUACCAAUGGGAAUUAUGUUUGCGGGGGCGUUGGCCCUAUUCUACUCGCGGGGUUCUGCUUCAACGGAGACGGCGCAGCAGCCGUUCUUUAGCGAGUCGAUCGCUAUAUACGUUUUAGCAACAUUGGUAGAGCUCCUUUCAGAGCCAUGCUUUGCACUCGCACAGCAAAAGCUACUAUAUAAACUCCGCGCUGGAGCCGAGUCUUCAGCUGCUUUUACUAGAUGUUUGUUGACCUGUGGAUUGACCGUCUACGCAGCCCGUGUUGCAAAGGUUGAAGGCGGGCUUGGUCCUCUACCUUUUGCAUUGGGACAGCUUGGAUACGCAGUUGUACUAUUGGGUGCCUAUUGGCAUCGUGUGUUACAGCUCUCUGCUACCGAAGGUUUUAGUAUGGGAUUGAAAAGGAUUGAGUCCUCCCCCGAUGUCAAUUACCACCUAUCUCUCUUCCACGCGCCCCUUUCUCGCCUCGCAACAUCAAUGUGGCUCCAAUCUGCGUUGAAACACAUCUUAACCCACUUUGAUACUGUCCUCCUCUCCGCCCUUUCCUCGGCACACUCACAGGGUACCUACGCCCUGGCAUCCAACUAUGGAUCUCUCAUCGCCCGCAUGCUCUUCCAGCCGAUAGAAGAGGCCUCUCGUAACCUCUUUGCGAAGCUUCUUUCUACAUCUUCCCCUGAUGGAAAGCCUUCAGCAGAAAGCGUAACAUCUGGAGCCAAUAUCCUAGCCAUUAUCAUGAAGCUGUACUCUCUACUCUCAUUAUUCUUCUUUUCUCUCGGCCCUCCCUUCGCACCUCUCGCACUCAAGCUCAUUGCUGGCUCUCGAUGGUCAGACGGCGACGCAGGUGGAGUUCUAGCAAGCUAUUGUUACUACAUCCCCUUGUUGGCUAUAAAUGGUGUUACUGAAGCUUUCGUGCAGUCUGUUGCAACCGAGACAGAAUUAGCGAAACAGAGUGGAUGGAUGUUUGGUUUCUCAUUCAUGUUCGCUGGUAUCGGAUGGCUGUUUUUAUCCGCCCUGGGAUGGGGAGCUAAAGGGCUUGUUGCGGCGAAUGCAGCAAAUAUGUCUCUGAGGAUUGUAUGGAGUCUGGUGUUCAUUGGUGGAUAUUUUGGCAGAAAUGAGGGCGAGAAAAGGGGUGAGAAGUGGAGUCUCGCUAGAGUUCUGCCAAGUGGAGUGUUAGUGGCUGCUUCGGUCGGCAUUGGUGCUGUAUCCAGGGGCGUGGUAGCGAGCGAGGGCGGACUGAUCAAAGAGAUUGGGAUGGGUGGUGCUUUAGGCGUGUGCCUAGCUGCUGUUUGUUUUGUGACGGAGAGAGCAUUUUUUGAUAAGUGUAUCAAAAUGUUCAAGUCAACCCGUGCCAAGUAG
Messenger RNA from Morchella importuna, 1728 nucleotides. RefSeq lists its product as uncharacterized. The coding region runs from base 1 to 1728 and encodes 575 amino acids. Lineage: Eukaryota; Fungi; Ascomycota; Pezizomycetes; Pezizales; Morchellaceae. Gene Ontology annotation, cellular component: endoplasmic reticulum membrane. Gene Ontology annotation, biological process: dolichol-linked oligosaccharide biosynthetic process; glycolipid translocation. The transcript is spliced from 2 exons. The record is from RefSeq and is a predicted model, not a curated record.